Molecule: messenger RNA, 990 nt
Organism: Microthlaspi erraticum
Lineage: Eukaryota; Viridiplantae; Streptophyta; Magnoliopsida; Brassicales; Brassicaceae
Source: the annotation of a GenBank genome assembly
AUGGUGGAAUGGUCCGCUAAGAUGAACAAAACAGAGCCCGUCUGGGUUCCUGCAAUGUUUAUAAAAGAGAUGAAAGAGAAUGAUAAGACGAAAUAUGUUGUCAGGUUUUGUAAUGGUAACUUGGGAUGCAAGGGUAUUGAGGCAAGACGCAAUGUGACCACUGAAUAUUUGCCUACUGUUAGACCUAGACCGCCUCCUUUUCCGGUUGAAGAGUUGCAAUCGAUGGUGUGUGUAGAUGUGUUUCAUAACGGAGCAUGGCGUCAAGGGCGAGUGACGGAGAUUCUUCCUCGGAAAUGGUAUACAGUGCGUUUACAUGGCUCAAACAACCUGGAAUUGAGUACCAAUCUCUCGAAUAUUAGGCCUUCCAAGGUGUGGAAACACGGGGUUUGGAAGUCAAGGGGUCAAGGAUUGGUUAAAAAGAUGUGUGCUUCUAUGAUGAAUGCAAAUGAAUCUGUAACCCCAUCUCCGGGGAUCACUGCAACAAUGGCUGAUAAGACACUUGCGAGAGAUCAGAUUAGCUUGGGAAAAGACAAGCAAGAUAACACUCGUAAGAGGAAGAGAGACCUUCCUUGUGUUCUUUUGCCCUUUGAGAAGAAGUUGCCAAUUUGGAAGACAUUUGAAUCAAUGGAGGUAGUCAAACAUCUGCAACCCGAAGAUCCCAUAAGCUCACUUACUAGUCUCAGUGACUCCUUUGCUGAGUUAGAGAAAUACGGUUUCGAUGUUAAAAGGCCUGUGCUGCGGAUCAGUAAGCUCUUGUCUCUCAGAGAUAAGCAAGCAAACAAAACGGAGGAGCUCAAAGGUGCUCAGAAUGUGACUGCAGAGAAAGAGAGCGUCAAAGUUGAGAACCAACGCAAGAUUCUCGAGCUGCACAGGCUGAAUCAGGAGGUGGACAAAGAGAUAGCUCAGAGCAAGUCAUGUGAAGCAAUGAUUGUACAACAGCUUCAACGUGUGAAGCUUCAGUAUCAGGCUACUGCAUCCGCUCCAUGGUAA